AUGGGUUCAUACGCAGAGGAACGUGUUGCUAUCCUGAAUUGGAGCCACUCGAAACAUCUAUACGCAAAAGGAUUGAAAGUGGCAUGCAUAGGUCGACGCAAGGAAGCUGGAGAGCAACUCUUGAAAAGUCUCCCAAAGGCCGUCUUCUUCCCCGCCGAUAUGUCAAACUAUGAAGAGACCGCCGAGGUCUUUAAGAAAGUGCAUAAGCUAUGGGGACGCAUUGAUGCUGUGUGCGUCAACGCCGGGAUCGUCGACAUGACCUCUGUCUAUAUCUAUGGCUCAAAGAAUCAACCCAUUGACGACGUUCCUCCUGCGCCCGAUACCUCUGUCGUGGAUAUUAACUAUAAGGGUGUAGUGUACUGCACUCAACUUGCUACACACUUCAUGCGAUACAAUCCUCAACCCGGUGGCCGAGUGAUCAUUACAGGUAGCAUUGGAGGUGUGUUCCCACACAAGUCUUAUCCGAUAUACUGUGGAACCAAGUCUGCUGUGAACCAGUUCGUCCGUGGGGCUGCUCCGUUGCUAAAGCAGAAGGAAAAUAUUUUCCUCAACGUUGUGUUACCUGGGAUUGUGGAUACACCCAUUGUGCCGAAAGAGAUGAUCCAAGCUGUGACACUUGAAUGUCUCACACCCGUUCAGACAAUCCUUAACGCUUAUGAUACUUUCUUGGAGGACACGACCGGUAUGGCGGGCGAGCUUCUUGAAUGCUCUGCUGAGAAGCUGAUAUACUAUCCUAUGCCUGAGAUGGGCAAUGGCCAUGUCACUAAGCGAGCAAUCACUGUGUGGGAGCCAUUGUUUGAGAUGAUGCAUGGCGAGAAGUCGAACCUUCCUGAGGCAAUUCCUUGA
Molecule: messenger RNA, 846 nt
Organism: Penicillium malachiteum
Lineage: Eukaryota; Fungi; Ascomycota; Eurotiomycetes; Eurotiales; Aspergillaceae
Exons: 3
Coding region: 1-846 (281 amino acids)
Cellular component (GO): cytoplasm
Molecular function (GO): oxidoreductase activity, acting on the CH-OH group of donors, NAD or NADP as acceptor
Source: RefSeq, a predicted model, not a curated record